Amphiprion ocellaris (clown anemonefish) is the source of this 4624-nucleotide messenger RNA. RefSeq names its product TATA element modulatory factor 1 (gene tmf1). Gene Ontology annotation, cellular component: Golgi apparatus; endoplasmic reticulum. Bases 442 to 3903 code for a protein of 1153 amino acids. The record is from RefSeq and is a predicted model, not a curated record. The transcript has 17 exons. Lineage: Eukaryota; Metazoa; Chordata; Actinopteri; Pomacentridae.
AGGCUAAUGCUAGCUGUGCUACAAGUUGAGAGCGACCAAAACAAACGAUGACGGCCGAGCAAAGGAGCCGAAAAAAGCUCCGUUUUGCCACGGGAAUCUAUUUGAUUUGACAGUUCUAGAUGUGGUACAAGAGAUACGUGUACUUCUGUAUGACUGACGUGGACCGAAUAUGCGAUUUUUAGUGCCAAGUUGUCAGUUUUCGAGCUGAAACUAUCUGGCAUCGAUGCUGUCCAGGUACACCAGCGCUGGCUAGCGUUAACUUAAUGCUUUGCUAACUAGCAGACUAAUUUGGACUUGGCGAAAUAUCGCAGCAGGUUAGCGUUGGUUAUCGAAAGAUGCAGAGACUGUUGAAGUGACGCUGCUUGUGUGGAAACGCUAAAUUCAUUCUUGGAUUCGUGUAACAAAUUCUGCACUUGCUAGCUAGUUAGCCUAAUAAUCAGAAUGAGUUGGUUCAACGCAUCUCACUUGUCUAGCUUCGCUAAACAAGCUUUAACAACAGCUCAGAAGUCAAUUGACCGAGUUCUGGACAUCAAAGAAGAGGGUCAGUGGGGUGACACAACUGUAAUGCCCUACGACGAUGUUACCUUACCUGGAAAGCUCUCGUUGAGUGGAGGAUGGGGCAUGGCCCAGUGGGAAGCCCCCGCAGAAGAAAAGACCGCCACUCCUCCUGCUUCCUCGGAGGCCAUUACUACUCCUGUCACUCGUACUGUUGUGGAUGAAUCCGAAAACUUUUUUAGUGCCUUCCUGUCACCCGGAGAUGUACAAGCUGUCACCAAAACCCAGGUAGUGUCUGUACCCCCCACUAAGUCUCAGAGACGGCCUCAAGAGAAGGAGAAUAAAGUCAAAGAGGCUGUGGUCCAGCAAGAGGUGGAAAGCCAGCAUUCAGGACCUCCUGAUAAGAGUCACGAGAAUCAAACAGAUGCUGAGAGUCAGCCAGUCGAGCCCAAGUCCUCACCAGCAGCACCUUAUGCAGACAGUAUCCUCCUGCAGCCAGUUUCUCUUGUUUCCUCCUCUAGUGAUGUUGCUUGUAACCCUGACGGUGAGACAAGCAGUGAAAAUACAGAUGUUUCCUCAGCGGUUUCUGUAGAGUCAAAAGCAGAGGAACCACAGAGUCCAUCAGAACGCCAGGUGAAGCAGGAUAUUACAGAUUCCCCUGAACCUACCACCUCUGAACCUAAGAGCUCUGCCCCAUCUGAUCCUUCACCAUCCACAUCCUCUAAGGAAGUACUCCUUGAGCAUAAAGACACAAAGGUGGAGGAUCGUCAAAAUGAUACGCCUUCCCCUCCAGUCAGCGCUUUCUCCUCAGGAACCUCUACAACCAGUGACAUUGAAGUGCUCGACCACGAGAGUGUGUUGAGUGAGAGUUCAGCCAGCUCCAGACAAGAAACUGGUGAGGGCAAAGCUGGCCUUCACCUAAUGCAGGGCUCCUUCCAGCUUCUCACUGCCUCCACCUGUGGAGAUUUUCCCCGACUAGAGGACUACCCUAAACUCACAGAGAGCUGUGGUUCCUCCUCAGAUGCAUUUGAGCGCAUCGACUCAUUUAGCGUGCAGUCACUGGACAGCCGGAGUGUCAGUGAGGUUAACUCAGAUGAUGAAAUCCCUGGCAGUCGGACUCUAGCGUCCGUCACUGCAGGACCUGCUCCUUUGCCAGUGUCGUGUCAGAAGCAGGAAGAUGGAGAGGCGGAGAAGGUCGGUGAGGAGGAAGAGGAUGAAGAAGAGGGAUUCACUGAAACGAUGAGGGAGCAGUCGCUGGAUGAGAUGGAGGAGAGCGGUCGGAGUGCAACACCUGUGAAUAGCGAGCAGCCUGAAGAGUUAAUAGAACAGGAAUCUGAGGCUCCUAUUGCACCUUCUGAUCCUGCAUCCAAAACUGAAGAACAGAUUGCUCCACCAAUUACAGAAGAGAUGAAAAGUGUUUCAACAGUGCAGAUAUUGGAGCUUCAAAAGGUUAUUGAUGAUCUAUCGGGCCGCCUUGAGAAGAGAGAAUCUCAGCUGCUGGCAGUUAGCAAAGACAAGGCAAGGCUGGAGGAGGAUUGUGACAAUCUCAAAGAUGAAGUGAUAAGCUUGAAGGAGGAGAGCUCCACUGUUCAGUCCCUGAAAGAUGAGUUCACCCAGCGCAUAGCAGAUGCAGAAAGGAAGGCUCAGCUUGCCUGCAAAGAGAGAGACAUAGCCAAGAAGGAGAUAAAGGGCUUGCGAGAGGAGCUUUCUACAAGGCUAAACUCCAGUGAUACAAUGGAGAUCAUCAAAGAGAAGGAGGAACAGAUCAGAGGUCUCCUGGAGGAGGGUGAAAAGUUGUCCAAGCAGCAGCUGCAGCACAGCAACAUCAUCAAGAAACUGCGUGUGAAGGAGAAGGAGAGUGACACAAAGCUCACCAAACAGCAGAAGAAAAUCAAGGAGCACGAGGAAGAGCUCAAACAUCUGCAGCAGGUCCUUGAUGGGAAGGAGGAGGUUGAGAAACAGCACAGGGAGAACAUCAAGAAGCUGAAUGCUGUUGUGGAGCGGCAGGAGAAGGAGCUGAGCAGGCUGCAGUCAGACUCCGAGGAGCUGCAGGAGAAAAGCAGGAGCCUUCAAGCUGCUCUCGACAGCUCUUAUAAGGAGCUGGCAGAACUUCAUAAGGUAAAUGCCAGCAGAGCCAGUGAGGCUGAAGAGGUAGCUCUGAGCAGGGAAACGCAGGCCAAAGAGCAGCUGAGUCUGGCUCUGGAAAAGGCCCAGGAGGAGGCCAGGAUGCAACAGGAGGCUCUGGCUAACCAGGUGGCCGACCUGAGGCUGGCUCUGCAGAGGGCUGAGCAGCAGCAGGCCAGGAAAGAAGAUUAUUUGAGGGAGGAGAUCAGUGAGCUUCAGCAGAGACUCCAGGAGGCAGAGACUAGGAACCAGGAACUCAGCCAGAGUGUUACCUCAGCCACACGACCCUUGCUGCGACAAAUUGAGAACUUGCAGGCCUCACUGGGUGGACAAACUGCAUCAUGGGAGAAACUUGAGAAAAGCAUUUCUGACAGGCUAGCGGAUGCCCAGGCGCAGCUGGCUGUUGCUGUGGAGAAGGAACGAGCAGCAACAGAAGAACUGCUGGCCAUCAAGUCGCAGCUGGCCUCUUUGGAAUCCCAGAAUUCCUUGGUCCGCCAAGAAAAAGCCAGACUCCAGGCACAGCUGGACACUGAGAAAAACAAGAGAGAGAAAGUGGAGGAUGAAAGCAGCAGGGAGCACACUGAAUUGGAAAAUCUGAGAGGAGAACACAGUCGAAUGCUAGAAGAGGCCAAGAAAGAAAAGCUGCUGCUGACAAAUCAGCUAGAGAUGGAGAAGAUGAAGGUGGAGCAAGAGAAGAAGAAAUGCUACUUAGCACAAGAAGCACUCAAGGAAAAGGAGCGGAAGGCUAUGACCCACUCUAUUGGAGAGCCCCCAGCGUCUUCCACACCCUCCCUGUCUCGCUCCAGCUCCAUCAGUGGGGCAGACAAUGCUGGGCUUCACACCUCAGUUCUCUCCCAGGAUGACUCUUUAGACCAUUCGCUGGGCACCAUGACCAUGUCUAUGACAAUGAGUGGGACCAACCUGUACGAGGCUGCCAGACUGUCUGGAGGCUCCAGUAUCAUAGAGAACCUCCAGUCUCAACUCAAGCUGCGAGAAGGAGAGAUUGCACAGCUACAGCUUGAGAUCGCCAAUUUCGAGAGGAGCCGCUUUGUGAUGGCAGAAGAGAUGGUUCGACUUACAAAUCAAAAUGAUGAGAUGGAGGAGAUGGUGAAGGAGAUUCCUAAGUUGAAAGUUCAACUCAAGGAUCUGGAGCAGAGGCACAACACCAUCCUGCAGAUGUAUGGAGAAAAGGCUGAAGAAGCAGAGGAACUGAGACUGGACCUCGAAGAUGUAAAGAAUAUGUAUAAAACCCAGAUUGACGAAUUGCUGCAGAACCAGAAAUAAACUGGUUUCACUCACUGUGUUGUUUCUGGGGCACAAAUUGGUUGACCAUCUUAGCCACAAAUGCGUUCACAGGAAUAAAUAGGGCAAAGAAUAUACGUUUAAUCACUGUGUAAGAAGGAAAUUCAAUCAUCUUUAUCUGUAAUUUUAUGUUGCUUAAAGAUUAUAUACUCUAUUUAAGUGAGGGGAUGAUACGGAUAUGCAAAAAUAUACAAUGCAUAUUACAGAAUCAGUAUGAAGGAUAGCCACAAUUUGAUUGACUUGUUUAUUUGAUAUAUUUGGGACUUUGUACAAACUUUACUUUAGACAUUUCUCAUGAUUUACCCUUUGACAUAGUAUUGUAUAGACAGUUUUUAACUGUAUAUGAUGGUAAGGGUUUUUUGCACUAUACAAAUUCAUCCAUAUUUCCUAAUGCAUAAGAUGACCGGUUUAAGAAAUAUUUUUAAAAAAACAUUGUACAGAGAAACGUAUGUACUGUUCAAAUCACAAAAUGUGAUUUGACAGCUAAGAGUAGUCUGUGAUUGGAAUCCUAAAGACUGGAUUGUAAACUGUAUACAUAUGUAAAUGAAUAAACAUUUAUUUGGGUGGUGGAAAAAUACCUUAAUUUAAAUGGUGUGAAGUCACACUAGAGAAGGUUUCAUUUUCAUUGCAUUCACACAAAAUACCACAUUAACUCAAUGCUACACAAAAGUCCAAAUAAAGUUCAUGUUCUGAACAAUUUUCA